Messenger RNA from Histoplasma capsulatum G186AR, 402 nucleotides. RefSeq lists its product as uncharacterized. The coding region runs from base 1 to 402 and encodes 133 amino acids. The record is from RefSeq and is a predicted model, not a curated record. NCBI's taxonomy places the organism in Eukaryota, Fungi, Ascomycota, Eurotiomycetes, Onygenales, Ajellomycetaceae. The transcript has a single exon.
AUGAGCGGGCACCGCCUUGUCAAACCAUCGAAGAAUUACAUACCAGCUGGAACUAAAGACAUUACCCAUUCACUCUGUUGGUUGGUUGUGACAAAAGCUCUUGGAACACAUGCAGUCAAUUUUGAGUGGCUGCAGAGAUUCAGCCAUCUUCUCAGAGAUAUGGGACCAUUUUUCACUCCGAUAUUCUUUCCAGAAAGUCCUGAAAUUCCCAAUAACACAGAGGGCAUCGGCAAUGAACCCAUGAGUAAAACCUCUAUCGAUGGUAACAGCGGUGUUUUUGACAGAUUCGCUCUUCCACACAAGAUUGUCCAAGCUAUCUACAGACAUUUGAACAGCUAUCAGGAUGUGGUUAUUGUGGCGGAUGUAAAGCUUGCGAAAACAGAAUUUUCUGCCACCCCCUGA